UCACACAACUUGUCGGCUCCUAAAACCCUCGGACAAUCAAACUAGGUUUGGUUUCGAGUUCUUGCAAUUUCCCGAAGUAUUCAGAACAGAACAGAACAGAACAGCAAACUAAAGAUUUUCCUUUGCCCUGCCUGCAUCUCAAGAUGGAAUUCACUACCGCCGACGUGGAAAAGGUGUUUCUAUUCGACCACCUUUGCAAAGGAUGUGAGGCUCAGUACGCUAAGGAUCCUCUCGAUUCCGAUAAUUUGCUCAAAUGGGCUGGUUCGCUGAUUGAACUUGCUCAGUUCCAGACUGUUCCCGAUGCAAAGGUGAUGUUAAAUGAUGCUAUAUCCAAGUUGGAAGAAGUAUUGACAUUGAGUCCAGGGAAGCAUCAGGCACUUUGGUGUCUUGGCAACGCCUACACUACCCAAGCUUUUCUUUUUCCUGAUGCUGAUGUAGCCAAAGGUCACUUCGAUAAAGCCGUUGAUUAUCUCCAAAGAGCUGAAAAUGAGGAUCCAGGUAAUGGGAUAUAUCGCAAGGCCUUGGAUGUUGCAAUAGGGGGCCCGGAAAUACUAAUGGAGCUAAAACAGAAUGGAAUGAUGCAGCAGGCACUAGGUGGAGGAGGAGGAGGUCCCUCAGCUUCAUCAAAUGCUAGCGGCGGUAAGAAGGCCAAGAAGAAGAACAAUGACUUCACGUACAAUGUAUGCGGUUGGAUCAUUCUAGCCUGUGGGAUUGUUGCUUGGGUUGGCAUGGCAAAAGCCCUUGGCCCUCCACCACCUCCUGCUAGAUAAAACGCUUAGUAGUGUGACUGGCAUUCCACAAGUUUGCCGACCAGAUCAUGUACACCCCUCCAUAGAAUUGUUUUUCUUUACUUAGUUAUUAGUAUGUAUGUUUAUUGAUUUUGGAUUUUCCUGGCAUCUUAAUGCUUUUGUGUUUUGUGGCUCAAAAACACAAAGGUGUACAUGAACUAUAUAUGAGUUUUCUUAUUUAUAUAAGAUAAAUGAAUAGAGAAGUGGAGCUCUA
Molecule: messenger RNA, 1002 nt
Organism: Brassica napus (rape)
Lineage: Eukaryota; Viridiplantae; Streptophyta; Magnoliopsida; Brassicales; Brassicaceae
Product: mitochondrial import receptor subunit TOM20-2
Exons: 6
Coding region: 144-770 (208 amino acids)
Biological process (GO): protein insertion into mitochondrial outer membrane
Cellular component (GO): mitochondrial outer membrane translocase complex
Molecular function (GO): protein binding
Source: RefSeq, a predicted model, not a curated record